Molecule: messenger RNA, 3816 nt
Organism: Eremothecium gossypii ATCC 10895
Lineage: Eukaryota; Fungi; Ascomycota; Saccharomycetes; Saccharomycetales; Saccharomycetaceae
Gene: SSM4
Product: E3 ubiquitin-protein ligase SSM4
Exons: 1
Coding region: 1-3816 (1271 amino acids)
Cellular component (GO): endoplasmic reticulum membrane
Molecular function (GO): zinc ion binding
Source: RefSeq, marked provisional
AUGGCGGCAGACGGCGACGAUCAGGUGCCUCCGUGCUGCCGGAUCUGCAGGAUGGAGGCCACAGAGGACAAUAAACUGUACCAUCCCUGCCGAUGUAAGGGUACAAUAAAGUACGUACAUGAGCCAUGUUUGUUCGAGUGGAUGGAGUCGAAGCGUGUCGAAAUCUCGAGGCCCGGUACGACCGCUCGGUGCGAUAUCUGCGGCGUUGAACUACGGAUGCGGACCAUCUACGAGGAUCGCAUGGGCUGGGAUACGUUGCGGCAGGUCAGUCUGCGCACGUUGAAGCGCUCAUACAAAGUAGCACAUGAUUUGACUUCGGCGGGCGCGAUUCUGCUAUUCUUUGCGGUGUGGUUGCCUGUGGCGUGGGGCGGGUGGUGUGCGCUGUACAGUGCCGCGCUGGAUGGAGCGCCUGUGCUCCAAACGGAGUACCCGGAGUUUGUAGCAGCGUGGCUGCGUGCUGUGGGCGUUGUGCCAUGGAGAAGGGGCGCUGGUGUUAUGUGGGAUAAGCUUGCGAUUGGGUAUGGGAUGGCGAGCUUAUCUAUGGUUGGGACCGCAGCCCUGACGCUGGCGUUCUACACAUUUACGGAUAUGAUUGUGCAGUCGGAAUCGUUCCCGAAGAUGCUAUUGCUACGAAUAGGGCCCAAGUACUCUAACGUUGAUCUGUUGCGGGACCGCCUGAGACAGCGUUUCCCUGACUUACCCGAGGAUGUCACCAAGAAAUUCGCGGUUCUUGCAGACCUUGCAAUCCGAAACGAUAUACCAGAGUUUUUGCAGAACAUUGGCGGUACUGAUAACGAGAAUUGGGAGCUACCCUUGAAUCUCAAUCGCAGAUAUUUACAGGCGCUACUAUAUGGAGAGGAAUUAGCGGAUCGUCGCAAUAUACACGUAGGACAGGACGACAACGGCGAACACGGUGCCUCUCAUGAUGAACUAGAUGAUGAAGAGAAUGAAGCCAGCUUCAAUUUAAACCAAGACGAUACUGUGAUCGACAUGCAGACUGAAUAUGCCAUUGAAACACCGCUUGAUCCAUCAGAACACAAUAUAGAAAGGAACGCCGCUUUGCAUGACUUCGUCGAGCUUCUAGAUGCACAUGAUGUAGACAUACAUGACCGUAAUCAGGAAAUGGUGCAGAUGCCACAGUUUAACCAACCUGAGAAUGAUUGGAAUGCUGGCGAUCAGGAUGAGGUUCGGGGAUUUCAAUUGGAUAUCAAGAUAAAUCUUUUCUCUGCCCCACUGUACUCAUUUGUUAUUACUAUUGUUUUUGGGAUCUUUCUGAUGGCUACUUACGUUCUACCUGUGGUUAUUGGACGCUAUCUUUUGUCAGCAUACUCAGGCCUACUGCUUGUUUUCUGGAACAUAUUUAGCCAUGCCGUUAAGAAAGUUGCUGAAUUAUUUCCGAAGUAUGUUUUGCUGCUGCUGCUCGAGUCAGAUAUCGGUUCUUAUGCUAUGGAUUACCUACUUAAGAUGGAGAUUGCACUGUCGUCUCUAUUCUAUAUGAAAUAUUUUGGUACUUCGAGCCUAAUCUACUAUCCAAAAGCGCUACCUCUGGUUACCUUCUAUGCGUCUCUCAUGGUAUUAGUUAUAAUUGCGACUGACUAUCUCGGGAGAGGCUACAGCGUGGUUAAUAGGAUGCGGAACGAGAAACUUCGGAAGCUGUAUACGUUUGCAUUCGCGGCGACCUGCACGAUAAAAGUGUUCAUCCUGAUCUACGCAGAAAUAUUUGGAUUUCCAUAUUUGUCUGGACUAAUGGUCAAGUAUUCGGUAAUUAAGGCUCUCGUCCCACUUGCGUCCUGGCAGUUUUUGUCACAUAUACCUCUUUCACGGACAUGCACUUCCAUUAUACAAUAUGCCCUAGACAUGAUGGUCGGGCUGCAUUGCAUGUAUAUGUUUGCAAGCUUUAUUGGUACAGUUAGGCGGCAUAUUAUUAGGCCAGGCGUUCUAUUUUUCAUUAGAUCUCCAGAUGCGCCAAAUAUGAACAUCCUACAGGAUAACCUGCUAUAUUCAAUGAAAAUCCACUUUUCGCGGUUAACAAUGUCGUUGUUCAUGUAUAUGACAAUAAUAAUUGGAGGCAUUGGAUUCCACACGAAGUUACUUUUACCAUUUUUGUUCAAAAAUGGACUUUAUCCGCUCGAAAAGUCACCGGAUAUCCAUGCAGUUAGUCAAUCAUUGGUCGUUUUUUAUGCAUUCGCCUUUGUUGGACGUUCACAGGCGCUCAAAGAUCUAGGUAAGAAUUACUGGACGAUGGUCUUCAAUAUUUGUUGCCGCCGGUUGAGGCUAUCUUCUUUCAUACUAAACAAAGAUAUUCCGAUGGAGAGGGGUUAUGUCAUUUACCGCAAUUAUUUCUACAAAUAUCUUGCCUCUAAACGAGCGCGCUGGUCGAACAGCACUUUGUACUCUUCCCCAAAAACCCACGAAGAAGCACAACAGUUAUUCAGAGCAGAUCCUUCAGUGCACGCAUAUUUUGUCCCCGAUGGUUGUUUAAUGCGUGUCCCUGCGAGCGAUCUUGUAUCUAGAAACUAUGUUCAGAUGCUCUUUGUUCCUGUAACCAAAGAUGAUAAACUACUAGUACCUCUUGAUUUGGAGGGAAUUAAGCGCCGGGGUUCAGAGAAUGCUGGUGAAUUCAGUCACCUAGCAAAGCAGAGUACCGACUUUGACACAUAUACCGUGGUGUAUGUUCCACCUUCCUUCAAACUGAGAUAUUCAUUGUUAUUGCUAUUGAUAUGGGCUUUCACAUCAUUAUUGUUCAUCUCCGUUGGCGUGGGCGCCCAUGUUGUGGGACAAACUAUUCUCUGGCUACUAACAUGGACUAUGCCUACCCGCCUGAUUGCAUACAUCGAUUUUGUAACGAACGACCAAUCUUUCAAACAGCUGAACCUCUAUGCUAUCUGCCUAGGCCUGGUUGUAAGUACCCUUUCGAUACAAGGUAACGUUUUCGGUCAUAUGGCAACCUUUUAUCAUAAUACAAUCGGAAGACGUCUUUCAAACGAGACACAGGAUAACUCCGAACACCCUAAUGCUCCAACCAGGAACGAGCAGGGAAUCGACGGUGCUGGAUUGGCGCUAGAUGAAUUUACUGUUAGCGCGGUAUUGCAUAAAGUAAAGGGACUAUUUACACGUCUUGAUCUUGCUGCUGCAGAUUCCGCGUUUUCUCCCUUCUACUUCUGCAUGUGCCUGACGUUGACAUGCAACUUUAUUCAUCUAGCGAAUGAGUUUAGAGCCGAAAUGCUGGACCCUGUGUUUUAUCAAAAUUAUUGGGAUAAAGUCUUCAAAUAUUUAAGAUGGAUCACUCCUUUUGGUACGGCUUCUACAGAGAAAGAUAAUGGUAUUCUGCCCUUGAUGUUGGACGUUAUUAUUAACAAAUAUCCCGAAUUCUUGCAACGGUCGACUAUGUUUGAGAGAUUCGUCUGUUCCUGCUUGUAUAUUUCGGCAUACACACGGAGGGAAAGAAACACACCUCUUUUCAUACCUCUACUCAAGCGUUGCUGUGGGGGACAUAUCUUUGUUAUAGGUUUUACUCUUUUAUUUCAGAUGCUGGCGGUUGAGUUAGACUACCAAUUUAAUGCAUCUACUUAUGGCACCAGAGCCGCCAUUUAUCAGUCUUGGGCGAAUUUUAUGUUAUUGCAUGAGGAAAGCGGAAUGAAAUUCUCUGUCUUUCAGCACAUAUUUUACCUUGCAUGCCCCUUAAUAUCCAUAUUUCAUAGUCUCUAUGAGAUAUCACUGAUCACUCUGCGAUGCUGCGCUUACAUUUCACAGAAAAUGAUUGAUGAGCUGUACGGAAAAGGGAGGACUUUGAUCGAUAUGGAAGAUGAUAUUUAA